AUGGAAAAUUACCAUCCAUUAGCUGGAAUUCCUGGAGGAAAGAUGAUGCAAGGACAAUUAAAUAAUAAUAAUCAGUGGUCACAACAUCGACAUUUUUCAGCUAGCCCUGAUGGAAUGGAAGUUCCAAAUAUUUGUGUGACUGGUACAGAUGGUUCUCUUGACGUUGAUUGUUUUCAGGAUCUACAAGAUUUGCAUUUGGACAGUGAAACACUUCAAAUGUUAAAAGACCAGACGGACCACGAAAACAUGGUGGACCCAGCAUGUGAAACUCAAUUGCUCAGUUGA
Messenger RNA from Meloidogyne enterolobii, 285 nucleotides. Lineage: Eukaryota; Metazoa; Nematoda; Chromadorea; Rhabditida; Meloidogynidae. The record is from the annotation of a GenBank genome assembly.